Exaiptasia diaphana is the source of this 2688-nucleotide messenger RNA. RefSeq names its product zinc finger protein 665. Bases 103 to 2688 code for a protein of 861 amino acids. Lineage: Eukaryota; Metazoa; Cnidaria; Anthozoa; Actiniaria; Aiptasiidae. The transcript has 3 exons. The record is from RefSeq and is a predicted model, not a curated record.
ACUCCAGAAUUGGCCUCUGGUACUACCGAGGGUGUUCCUCGUAGAGUUUCCAAUCCGUGUUUAUUUCUUUGUAAAGAGUGUAAUUUGUGGUUUUUUGUUAGGAUGGAUUUAGAGGUCCACAAUCAAUCAAUGCACUUGAUGAAGAUACGUCAAGAACAAGCUUUUAAGGUAGAAACAAUUGGUGCACGUUUCAUUCAAGUUCAAAACAUCAAAAAGAAGCAACCAAAAGAAGACUGUGAUUCUCAGUGCAAAGAUCCGAUAACYUCAAUUGUUGUAACUGCUGGUGAGUCUUCKCAAACAGCUGAAACAUCUUCUGGCCACAUAAAGAAGAUUGAGCUSUUUUUGUGUAAACAGUGUAACAGAUGGUUUAGUAGAAGAACAKGUUUGCAGAAACAUCAAAGGAUAGCACAUGGAAAAGGAAGCUGUGUAGAAAAACAACAGGAACAUUUAUGUGAACAACAGGAAAGGCAACAGCAAAAACAACAACAGCAAGUGAUUACCAACGAACUGCAGCAAGAGUGUGAUCAACAGGAACAACUCUGUGAACAACAGGAGCAACAGCAACUGGAGAAACAACAGCAAGUCAUUAACGACCUACAGGAAGAACACGAUCAACAAGAACCACUCUGUGAACAACAGGAACAGCAAAACCAACAGCAGCAAGUCAUUACCAGCAAACUACAGGAAGUGCAUGAACAACAAGACCUACCUUAUAGCAAAGAACAACCACAAAUAGAUAAUUGCAGCAACGGUCAAGAACAUGCUAAUGUGGACGCAACUAGUAGUUCUUCAGGCAACCCUCAAGACAUUGCGUCCAUACUCUCUCUUUGCACUGUCUGUUCAAUCUGGUACACUACAAGAAAAGAACUUCACGAACAUCAAGAGACAAAACACAAAAGUGAGACUAGAAGUUCAUCUAAACCCACUACUGAGAAUGAUGAGCCUGAAACGAACCGUCUGAAURUCACCUGUGCUAGUGCRAAUAAUCACAACGAAAUACAGAAUUUGAAAAUAGUCUUCAAGUGCGAAAUCUGUGAACUGUGUUUUACAAAUAGUCACGACUUAGAUUGUCAUUUUAAGAGGCAUGUGGAAAKGCCAUACAAGUGUGAGCAUUGCAAAACAGGAUUUGCAGAGAARACAUUUUUAGAAAAUCAUCUUGAUWGUGAAUGCUCUUACAGACCAUUURCAUGCAAUGUCUGCAAGCGRAAAUUUGACUGUGAAAAAACCCUUGAGAACCAUGGUCAAUCACAUGAUGACGGUAAUGCAAAAGAACUGUUUAAAUGUGGUAGAUGCUUGAAAGGUUUCCCAUCAAUAUCAAUACUUAAGGUUCACUUAGAAUCACAUCUCGCUGACACUACAAAGUCAUGUGCCCUCAAAUGYCAGAUUUGUCAUCAAGAAUUGGGAAACGUAGAGAAUCUUUACAAGCAUUUUGCUCAGAUGCACACUAAAUACACUAAAGGCAUAUAUAACGGUUACGAGUGUYCAAKAUGCUUUGAAAYGCUCAAUACAAAAGCUCUUCUUAUGGAGCAUUCUCGAGUUAAACACAAUUCCCAAAGAUACAAAUGCAGUGUUUGUAGUGAAACAUUCAAAACGAAUAUUCAGUUGAAGCGCCAUUUUGUUAGACACACUAAUGGAAAACCACAGUGCCCUAUCUGCAACAAGGCAUAUAAUUAUACAAGUACCUUGCAAAAUCACGUCAUGGAGCACACUGGAGAAAUCCAAAAUAAGUGCACAGUUUGUGGCGAAUCCUUCAAGUACAAGAAUCACUGCAAUUCACACAACGUUGAGAAGCGAUUUAAAUGCAAAGUUUGUGGUCGAAGCUUUAAGGAGGAGAGCAAUCUGAACAUUCACUCUUUACUGCAUAMAGCAAAUUCCCUACAGUGCACAUUUUGUAAUAAAACCUUCAAGCAUCGGCAGAGUUUGAGGAGUCAUCUCUUGUUGCACACAAAACCAUUUAAAUGCGAGAUUUGCUCUGAAACGUUUGCACACAAGKUGUCUCUGACUUCYCAUUCUUACAAGCACUCUGGAGAGAARCCACAUAAGUGUACAAUCUGCAGUAAARCGUUUGUUACAAAAACWGGUUUGAGAGAUCAUCUUAAAACUCACGACCAGGAGAGAUAUCAUUGCACACUCUGCGAYGAAAAGUUUCCAAGGAGAGCUCUCYUGAACAAGCACCAGRYAGUGCACACUGRGAAAAUAGAAUACAAGUGUCCAAUCUGCAACAAGAUCUUCAGCGAGAAUUCCAACUUUAAAAGACAUAURACAGUGCACAGUGGAGUAAGGCCAUUCAAGUGUUCAGUUUGCAAAAAACAGUAUAAAGAGAAGACCGACUUGAAAAAACACUGCCUUAAGAUGCAUAUGAAGUUGAAUAACAUGAUAUCUGUUAACAAAGGUGAGCACACGUGUCCCGUUUGCAACAAGAUCUUUGCCACGAAUGACAUUAUGAAGAGGCAUUAUAGAGUGCACAGUGGCAUAAAAAAGUUCAAGUGUACUGUCUGUGGAAAAGAGUAUUGGUGGAAAUGUAAUUUGAAAAAACACUGUCUGAAGAUUCAUGAAAAGUGGAGUGAAGAAUUCAUUGUUAUGGCGGAAAUAACAGCAGAUCAACCAACGCCUACACAAUCUGGAGCUGUGAAACGUUCAUCCGCUAAGAGGAAUUUCCAUUUAGGUGGGGUAUGCCCGAGUCUAUAA